This is a messenger RNA of Musa acuminata subsp. malaccensis (wild Malaysian banana), 2214 nucleotides long. RefSeq lists its product as uncharacterized. The record is from RefSeq and is a predicted model, not a curated record. NCBI's taxonomy places the organism in Eukaryota, Viridiplantae, Streptophyta, Magnoliopsida, Zingiberales, Musaceae.
GCUCAUUCCGAGGAAGAACUCCCUCCAGUCUAUCGCAUACAACCCCAGCAACUUAUCCCCCACCUCUCCGGCCCCUUCUCUCCGUCUCUCUCUCAAACCCUACGAGGCGAGGGGAGACGAAGCGAUGCAGGCGGAUUAGAAAGCGCGAAACAAGCGGUGAGAUCAGGACCCCCAACUUGUUUUUGUUUUUCGAUCCUCGGGUCUGCUCUCGAUUUUUCUGCGACCUGUGGAGAGCUGAGGAUUUCUCGGGUUCGAUCCCGAGCUUCGUCGGCUGAUCUCGAUGCCUGCCGCGUUUUUCUCGGCAGCUGAGCUUGCGUUGGCCUGAUCGACCUGAUGCUCCCGGGGUUCCAGGAGCAGCUGGAGAUUCUAGAUGCCUUGUUCUUUUUCAAGUUUCUGCAUGAUGGAGAAGAAACAUACGGGUUCCAUUUGUAAAUAUUAUUGAUAGGACUUUUAGUCUUAAGUCGUUAGUGAAAAUCAGUAUCAGGACCAACAUGGGGGCCAAUUGCUGUGUGGCUGUGAAAGACAAACACUUGCCUAGCCCAGCUCAGUUUGAUGUUUCAACAUAUAGGACUGUAAGACACUCCCCCACAUGGAGCUUUCGGUGGGACAACAGAACACACAUAGAGGAUGUGAUAGAUAAUGCUGCUCAAUUUUGUCAUCAACAUAGUGGGAAUACUGGACUUGAAAUUAAAAGCGAGUCACCCACCGAGGCUGAAAGUCCUUCUGACAGUGGUAGUCCAUCAAAUGCUUUCCAGUUACAAAAGCAGCAUAUAUCUCCAAGUAGAACUGGAACUGCUGGGAAGUUAAAAGAUGUUGCUGCAGAUGAUCAAUUCUUUGGAAGGAAUUCAUCCCCUAAGAGUAAGGGGUCUCCCAAGUCAUCGUGCUUAGCAAGCACUUCAGAUAUCAAUUUAUCAAUCUCAGUGCCUUCAACUCCUUCCUCAUCUUCAUUUAAAGCAGAUCCAUCAACCUCCAGAAGCCGUUCUCUACCUUCUGAUCCAACUUCAUCAAGGAAAGCAUGCAGAUCACCAGGCUACCAACUCUGUCGGCAGAUCUCUGACAGCAGGAUACCAUCUCUGCAAUCCCGUAAUGAGAACAGCUCUCCUGAAGGAAGAAAAUCCUUUGUGCUCUCUUUCUGCAGCAAUGACUUGUCCACAGGAGGUUCUCAUGGUGGGUCUUCUGAUGGCUGGUCCAUGUGUACCUUCUCUGAGCUUGUGGCUUCUUCAAACAGAGAGAGAUUGUCGUUCGACAGUGAUAACCUUAAUUUCUUUAGCAGCCAAUUAACAGAAUCGAAUCCUCAGCAAACAACCCAAGUCUUUCCUGAUCAGCAAACUUGCAGAGUAUGCUCAAAGCAGCUAACAAAGCAUUGUGUGGUUGCUGUUUUGGUUUGUGGACAUCUUUAUCAUGCUGAAUGUUUGGAGAAAAUGACGAGUGAAAUCGACCAAUAUGACCCAACCUGCCCCGUUUGUACUCAUGGAGAAAAGGCGGCAUUAAAGCUGUUCACGAAAGCUGAAUCAAAGGCUAAAAACAAACUCUCUAGGAUUGGAAUAGCUGACAGUGAUGCACAGGCAGAUGCACUCUGUGAUCACCAAAACAGGGCUGCAGAAGGACCCAGGAUGGAGGCCAGUUCUAACAUGAAAUCUUCUUUUGGCAGGCCAUUUCUGAGGCGACGUUUCUCUUUUGGUAGACCUUCAUGGUCAGCAUCUGAAAGUGAAGCUAACAGGAAGAAAGGUUUCUGGGAAAGACGCCGGAGGGAGUGAUUGCAACCUUGCAUUGUUCCUUCAUAACAUGGGUGCGCAUAUGGUAGUCACUAUUUGAGUGCCCAAGCAGGGAAAGCAUGUACAUGUUCUCUCCGAGAAGCUGGAAAACAGACAGGGCAAGCACUUGUUUCUGCUGAUGUGGUCGAAGCUCCUGGCAUUAGCUGAUUCGUCUCUUGCCUUGGACUCAGCAUCGUAUUUCUUGAUUUUCCGCUCUAUAUAAACUUGAAUGUGGGAAAGGGAAAAUCAUUGCAGGCUAGCAUCCAGUUUAGGUUGGUACUGAUAAGUAGCAGUCAAAGUUCAAGGCCUUGGAUAUCUCUUGAAGCCUUCGACGCAUCUCUUUAUCAUUUUGUGCCCCUACUUAUCUGGGAAAAUGUUACAUUAGCAGAGUCCAUUGUCAGUAGUUGUUCGCCCACCAUCUUUGCUUUAAGAUUUGAUGGAGGUAGCAUGGUCUGAUAUA